Messenger RNA from Diachasma alloeum, 4683 nucleotides. RefSeq names its product proline-rich protein 36 (gene tay). NCBI's taxonomy places the organism in Eukaryota, Metazoa, Arthropoda, Insecta, Hymenoptera, Braconidae. The record is from RefSeq and is a predicted model, not a curated record. The transcript is spliced from 16 exons. Bases 863 to 4657 code for a protein of 1264 amino acids.
UCAUCCAAGUGUGUGUUAGUUUGCGGACGGCCAUUUUUACCACACGAUGCGGCAACCGUGCGUGCCUGUUCGAUCCGCCAUUCCAAACAAUCGGUGUACGUGCCCUCUACUCACUAAAAAAUUUUACAUCAACAAUUGUCCCGUAAAAACCAUCGAUCCCCCCUCAGUCCCGUAAACCCCUCCGGGGAAAAAUCCCAAAAACCGCCCACAAAAUAAUUGGAACACCGUGAAAAAAAAAACAAAUUGACAGUUCAACGAAUUCUGGACCGCGGGGUCACAGACCAGUGUCUCGAUAUAAAAAAAAAAAACGUGAAUGCUGGUGGAGUGUAAAUCCGUGGCAAAGUGAUAAGCGAGUCGAGAAUAGUAAUAAAAAAUUCGGGAGUAAAUUGGUGAAGCCCUUGUGCCUGAAUAAUGAGACAAAAUGGAGCAUAAAGAACGGUGAACUAUCGUCAAGGUGCGUACGUGCGUACAAUACGUAUGCACGUACGUACAGAGCCCUGAAUCGCGCGUACUUGGGCCUCGUAUCGAGGGAUAAGACGCGUGAAUAUACUCCAGGGAUAGUUGAAGUGUAUUAUUGCAAGUGGUGAUUGUUUUAUUUUGGGGUGAUAGUGGUGUUUUUUGAGAGUUGUGGAGUGAUUUCAUCUCCAGUUCGGUGGUGUAACGCGUUGUCUGGCUGUCCAGUGAGCGAUCGAUGCUGGAAACUGGAGGAAAUUGUGAUUUCACUGGGAAUAGUGAGGAUAAAGAGUAGAUAGCUCGGUAAUUGAGGGGUUGAUGAGUUUUUAUAAUUGAGGUGAUGCACACGAUUUUGUGAUUAUGGAUGGGCUUGACGUGCACCUGUCAUCUUAGAGAAGUUUAAAUCACAAUGGAGAUCGAGGUUAAACAACGAAAUAGCCAGAGGAACAGGCGACGCGAGAGGGCUCAGAGGAUUUUGGCGCAGAGGGAGAGUUUGGCGAGUGCUAAGAAUCAUAAUCACUCGCAUCAGGUGAGACAGGGGCCGGGGGAUGAUGAGGAUAGCCACAGUGGGGAGGAGGAGGAGGCGUUGGGACUGUCGAGGUCCAGCAGGCCCAGGGAUGGCCAUCAGAGACCUGUCAGACCACCCAGACCUCCCAGGCCCAGGAAGAAGUCCACUAUUGCUGGGGGGGCUAGCAAGGAACCACCUUUCGAGGAGGACAUCAUCGAUGGAUUCGCUAUUCUUGCUUUUAGGAGUUAUGAGGACCUCGAGAGUGCAAUAAAGUUAGCUGGUAAAAGUAAUCUGAAGAAGCUACACUCGCUUCUGACAAUAGAGGAAAAACCAAAAGUGGAUACCGGUCAGAACAAUCGUCACAACGAUCAUCACAUUAAGAAUCACUUCAAGCACAACCAUUACACCCAUAAUUCCAUACUGACACCCUCUACGCUCAAUCAGGGCCUCGAUGCAGGAACGAGUGACGACAGCGGGAGAGCGUCGGAACAACUGCAUGGCCCUGGCAUCCCUCGGGAUAGCCAGGACGCUGAUAGUUCCAGGGACCACCUUAGUGAUGCCAGCAGCCACUGCAGCUCGGGCAAAGGUUAUAUCUGUGAUAGUGAAGGGGAAGACGAUAAGGGUUCAGAUGCCGAAUCGAUUCUCUUUGAAUCUUCUACCCCACCUCUUCCACGUAAAUACGAGUUGCCAUCAUCAUCGCCACACGUAUUACCACCAGCAAAUGGUGCUGGUGGAACGCCUCCGGAUACUGGGGGACAAAUUUCAAAUCCAGCAACGGAUGCACCAGCCCCAAUACCCCCACCUGUGCCUGCCUCAGCACCAGUACCAACGGCGCCGAGUCCACCAAGUCCCACAUUGCCACCACACAUAUCCCAACCACCCAUGACUAGUCCGCUAGCAGCGAAUCCUCGUGCAAUAGCUCCCCAGCAGCGUCCAGCAUCACCAGCUCAUCCACUGCCAUCACUGCCCCAGCAGCCACACACGACAAUACCAGCUCUACAUCCCCCAAAUGUACCCCUGGUAUCGUCGAGUCACAAUACAACUAGUCCUGCAGUUGCCAGUCUCGGUGUAACACCAGCGGCUCCAUCAAAUGGAGCUGCCACCACCAGCUAUCCACCCUCAUUGCCAAUGGCUGCUUAUCCACAAACUCAGCCCUCUUAUCCACCUCUUUAUACUCCUUAUGCCUCGUUGAAUCAUAGCCCGUACUUGUCACCUGCUGUACCGUCACCAUCCCAUUCUGCCUCUUCGAGAGCUGAUGUUAGAAGCAGUAGAGCAUCACCCCACACAAACAGCAUAGCAAAACCCCCAUUAGGAAACAGCGUAACGAAUCACAACAGUUCAACCCCCCUCUCAGCAGCAACAACAACGUGCGUGUCAACGAUAACGAAUACAGUUACCACAGCUAAUACAAUAGCACACCGGGACAUUGUCACGUGUAGCCUUGCUGGACGUAUCAACAAUAAUAAUUCACCGAGGGGUCACAGUCCCAAUCGCGAGCGUGACAGUUACAGCAGUAACGUGAGCACGUUGAGCAGAGGGAGUAUAACGCCAGUCAGUGUGCCAAACACAUCAUCCCCAGCCAAUUCUAGUCUACCCGCUUAUUCAAAGGCUCAAGGAUGGAUCAGUAGUAGCACGAGUUCUCAAUUGUCACCAGCGACUGGUACAUCGGUGCCAAGGCCAACGCCCCCACCUCCCUCAGCAGCCCUCGGAAUGCACAAUUUUCCACCACCAAUGUUCGCAGCUCCUUUACCACCCCCAGUAUCAAGUUCCAGUCCUCACACUUCGUUGCCUUCAUUACCACCACCCACCACGAAUCCCAAUCCUUUCUCGGCUGAGUCACUCUUCCAAACAAGGGUGACCCAUGUCACAGGUCAAACGGAUCUACUGAGACGAGAGUUGGAUAAUCGGUUCCUAGCCUCUUCCCAAGAUAGAAACGUUGCUGUAAGUAAUUUAGGGCCUCCACCGUAUUUAAGAACCGAGAUGCAUCAUCAUCAGCAUCAACACACUCAUGUACAUCAGCACACGACUCCUCUGCUGCCUCCACCAGCUGCGACUACCUUGUUUCCACCCCCAAUCUUUAAGGACAUUCCAAAGCUGGGAAGUGUUGACUCCCCAUUUUUUCGUGGCAAUCUCAAUCUCUCGAGUUAUCCAGGAUUCAAUACUGGCCUCUUGCAUCCUGGAAUGGGUCCAUCUACACCGUUUGUGCCGCCUAAUCAUUUGACAUCGUAUGCACCAAAAAAGACUGGAAAGUGGAACGCCAUGCACGUGAGAAUAGCCUGGGAAAUUUACCAUCACCAGCAGAAGCAACAGGCUGAGGCUAAAGCUGGUGGAGUGGUGGCGACCAAGACAGAACUUCUGAGGCCACCAGGACACUUGUAUCCAGGGGCUCCUCCUGGGGGUUUAGGGCUGGGUGGACCCUCUCUGGCGCCUCCCUUUCCCUCGAAUAUGCCUCCUAAUCAUCCUGGGGCACCACCACCUCCUCAUCCUGUUGGCUUUUUGUCCACCUCUGCGUCGCAUUUAGGAACUGGAAUGUCACCCUUUGGGAGAUAUCCAGCAUCGUAUGGUGGAGGAAAUCCAAAUUUCCCGACGUUGUCAGCAUUCCCACCUACCAGAGACAUGUCACAAUUGAGUGGACUCACGUCAGCUGUUCAUGAUCCUUGGAGAGGCCUCCAGCGAGCAGCCCCCGGCUUCCCCCCAACAACAGUCUCCUGGACCCUGAAGCCGGAGCCGCCUCCGAUCGACCGUCGUGCCGAGCUCGAAGAGCGUGAGCGCGAGCGUGAGCGUCAGCGUCGAGAGCGCGAGGAGCUCGAGCGCCAGCGCCGUGAGCGUGAGCGCGAGCGUGAGGAGCACGAGCGUCAGCGUCGCGAGCGAGAGGAGCUCGAGCGUCAGCGCCGAGAGCGCGAGCGAGAGGAGCAGAGAGAGCGAGAGCGUCGCGAGCGUGAGAAGGAGGAGAAGAGGAAGCAGCAGGAGGCAGCUGAGCGUGAGCGCGAGCGACGUGACAAGGAGCGAAGGGAGCUGGAGCGACGCGAGAUGGAGCGAGAGAGACUGAUGCACCAGAAUCGUCAGCACGUGAUGAUGGGGCGGGAGAGAUCACCCCUGAGAAAUGGCACGAUGGACCCCAGCGAGGUACGAGUGAAGGAGGAGCCCAGGAGCAAGGACGACGAUGUUGUGAUGCUGUCGAGGGGCCCAAGUGUGCCAGGGCCUGGGCUCUCGCAGGGCCCAAGUCCCAUCCCAGACCCGAGGUAUCACCAUCCACAUCACGCCUACCUGGCGAGGCAUCCCCACAGCAUUCCACACGGAAUGUCCAGGACUAUGAUGCCACUGGGCCAUCCAAUGCAGCACUUCCAGCCUCCACCACCACCUCCAGCGGCCUCGGGGCCUGGACAACCACCUGGCCCCUGGACGCCUGAUCCCUUCAGGGAUCCCUACAGGUACGAUGCACUCCAGCAGCUGAGGUACAAUCCUCUCAUGGCGGCUGCUGCCUUCAGGGCUGAGGAGGAGGAGAGGGCCAAACUCUAUGCUGGGUACAAUCAGAAUGUCGCCGCGCUCAGGGGCAAGGACCCCAGCCCUGGACCACUCAGCAAUCUUCAUAUGCAUCAUCGGGCUGGCCCUGGACCCGGGAGUGCCUCCAGGCAGGUCGAUGGAAUCAUUCAUGCUGAGAUGCAUAAGAAGGAGGACUCCUCGCAGUCGCGAUGAUAAGGGGGCUCGGGGGAGGUUUUGAU